UCACCUUAUGACGUUGCGCUGACAGCUUCUCUACCUGACGGAAACUUUCAAGCAUCGUCAGUCCUUGACUCAAAUCUUAACCAACCGUACAUGGCCAAGGUUGGUGGUGAUAAAGAGUGGUGCCCCUCGACGGCUUCCGUCUUUGAGUUUAUUCAAAUCGAUUUCUCCUCGCCGUACCGAGUAUGCGCAAUAGACACGCAAGGCCAUCACACGCUGUCUUGGUUCGUGUCUACUUACAGGGUUGCGUAUUCUUUAAACGGAUCUUCCUGGGCUGACGUAACGGUGGAGAAUAAAAGCAUUUUGGUGGGUAUGCAAUUUGAAAUGUACAAUUUUUCUGUUAUGCAAUAGACGUUUUGUUUUCUCUAUUAGAAAUCUUCAUAUUUCCAACAAGUGAACUUGCUUUGUAAAUUACCUUGGACAUGCACUGUUAGACCUGUUUUUGUAUCUGAAGGUACCAGCCUCGUUCUCAGCGAUUUCGGAUGUGACGUCACCUUGUCGGGAAAUUUCGUCUAUAGAGAUAGGAAGUCGUUACGUUAAGUUGCCAUGGAAGCAAAAUUUCUGGACCUUAACAAAAUGGGGUCCUGCAAAAAUGACAGGAAAAAAUGACAUGUAAGACUUUUCUACGCGUGAUUGCACUCAGGAACAAAACUAUAGUCCAUACUUGUCUUCCAUCGUUCGGCAAUGCAAAUGGCCGUCUCUUUCAAGAAAGAUUACUGAGACCCAGAGAUCCAGAAAUUUUGCUACUAUGGUAACAUGACGUCACACUUCUCUCUAUUGCGCUAGGUUCCAAGUCUCCUCUGCUCACUUGGAUAGCGCAAACUGGCCUGAGGACGAGGCUUGGAAGGUACAGUGCAAAUCACAGAUCCUAAGAGCGCUAAGGUAGUAAUGUGAGACUGAGAUAACUAAGCCAUUCUUAUUGACCGUAGAUUUUUGCUGGAAAUGCUGAUGGUGACACUGUGGUCAGGAACACAUUGAACGAUAGCUCAAGUUUCGUUACCAGGUUCCUACGCAUUUAUCCUUUGACGUAUGGCACCUGGCCGUGUUUAAGGGUGGAGGUGUACGGACGAGGUAUUCAAUUUAUCUUGUAAUUCCUUAAUGCUUACAUUCUCCAACCCAGAGCUCUUCUCUAUUACGCAUGACAGGACUGCUAAGGAAAAGAGCAGCCAUAAGAUCCAAAGGCUCUGGUGACGAUAUAUACUUCUUGCUUUAUCGCUUCACUACAGGAAAAUAAUGGUCAUAUCAAUAGGCCAUUUCGGAGUGCCAAAAACUCUCACUUUCAAAACGAAGCUACGUGUAAAAUGUUUCUCGUGAAAAUAAGAUUCAUUUGCAUGAGAGUAAAAAAUGAUCUUCAUAUCAAUGGUUUCACGCUUAGCCUCAUUUUGAAAGAGAGGCUUGAUGCAACUUGGAAAUGGCCUGUUGUUUUAAUGGCUAUCUUGAGAUUGCGCUCGUUCCCAGGGUCCUUCCUACUCGUCUCUACACAGCAAGAGAGGCCUUGAGAACAAGGUUGUCAUAUAACGCUUGGACGGUGUCCUGUCGAUUGUACAAUGGGUCUGUCUGUCUCCCUUAGUGAAAUUCGUUACCACACCGAGCAAAUCUGAUGUGUAGCCUCAGAACAGCGGAAUGGGGGCUUUGUUGUGUUGCACUUGCGGGUACUAUAUGGUUGAUUAGGUUGGUUAUUGCUCUUUGUUCAUUAGGGAGCUUACGCAAAGACGUUUUUGGGCGACGCACAUGAACCGUUGUGAGGCCUCUUUCAUUUUAACAUGCCUUAUUAGUGCAACCAAAUUUGUAUGGCUAAGUGUCUUUACUCUUAUAGAGACGAUUUGCCGGAAAACUUGGGCAAACCCACUGCCCAAGCAUGCAACAAGUCCACUUAAACUUGACGUGAGUCGUUCAAAAAUGUCUUUCCUUAAGCUGCUUAUUGUAUUUUGUAUUGCAUCGUUUGGUCAUCGCAUCAUCUGUAACACUGAGAAACUAUAAUCAUAUCUAACUACUUAUCCGUUAUUCCUUUUCUUUACUUCAGAAUUACCAUCCCUCGACCCUAGACUCCCUCUGAAUAAAACAGUGACGGAGGGAAACUCGUUCACACUUCACUGUUUGCCGCUGGGAAAUACGGACGCAGUUAAUGUAACUUGGAUAAGGAACAAUGGUAGUAGCACUCCAUUUGCAGUGUCUGUAAACAUCACAGUCAACGCUACCAGAUUUGACGGGGGUGAAUACAACUGUGUAGUAACCAAUGGAGUGGAGUCUGUUAUCUCGCCGACUGCUCAUGUCGAUGUUCUGUGUAAGUAAUAGUAUAUUACCAACAAACACAUGGGGCUCUUUUAAAUGUAAGUAAUAAAUGAAUGUAUUAUUCUCUUGCCGUUGAUGAUUAUCCUCUUCCUCGUCUUGAGUUUUACUAAAUCUCUUGUCCAGUUGGCUUAAUUGAGUUCAACAGGAAAACAUUAACUUGAUCUAUAUAGUCUAACCUCCCGUAAGCGACCACUCAUAACUCUGAGAUUUGCGAACAGCUCACUGGAGGUGACCGGUUAAGAGAACCUUCCAGCAUAAGUUCUUUUUAAGGGAAAACUGAGUUGUUGUUUUUUUCGAUGGAUGUUCUGACAUGAAGGUCUGAACGCGCGCAAUUAUUGCUUCAUCUAAAUUUUUCAAUUAUUUUCAACAAAUAAUUUCAGGUUAUAAAACGUUCAAUAUGUCUUGUCAGAUGCAAUUCAGUACAUGUAUGUUGCUAUACUUGUCUUGCGUUACGUGUAAAUUUCAAAGAAAAAUGCACGCGGCCUACUUCACCAGCACGAGAGCACAGAAAACAUAAGUACGUACAAAUGUUUGUUGUUGUUGACGCUGCUUUUUGUUCUGUUUUGUUUUGCUUUGCAGACCCACCGUCACUAGAUUCCAGCUUUCCCUAUAAUCACACGGUCACCGAGGGCAAUAAUCUCACCCUUCAAUGCAAAGUGACAGCUGCCAAUCCCACACCAAACAUCACGUGGUACAAUGUUUCUACCAAUAAAACACUGAUAUCAUACAAGGACAACUUGACGUUUGGACUUAUCACCAGAUCCCAUGCAGGGAGAUACCAGUGUGUUGUCGAAAAUGGAAUCGGGCAAGCCGCAGUAUCAAGGAUUAGUACCGUUGAUGUGCAAUGUAAGUUGAUUCAAACAAUGUUACUAAGGUAUUAGGUGUCGUCCCUCAGGUUCUUGAUCACUUUAGACCGUUUUGCAAUUGCAUUAAUUAAAUGAUAUCACUUUAAAUUUGCUGAAGCUGUAAGAACCGACUAGAGACAUUGUGGAACCUAGUUCGCACGUCGUCGUUGUUGAAACGAGACCCCAGAUGUUCAAUGUUGGACAAAAGCAUUUUCCAGUCGUUAGCGCUUUCUUUUUCGUGAAUUUUCUUGAUAUCGUUUUCUUAUCCAUGAAAUACACUAUUUAUCCGAGGGAUAACGUUAUUCAUUUUUGGACUGAAAAGCCUGAACAUGAAAUACCUUCUUAAUAAAGGGAGCUUCCUUUUACACUUAUAUUCACAAAAUAUUUAAGGACUUUGCUGAGAGAAUUGUGAAAACUGGUGAUAUGAAGUUCAAUUCUCCUGAAAACCACAUACCCAAAAGAAAACUGAGUAGUUGUUGAAAAAAUAUUACUGUAUUCAUUACAACUUUUAGGAGAAAAUGUGCGCUUACACCAAGGAGCCCAAAAGUGCGACCGAUUUGGAUUUGUUCACAUUCUUUAGUAAAGAUUUCAUCCAAUCAGAAGCCAGCUGGACACUGUCCCCGACUUCUGAUUGGUUAAUGUCUGCUUGUCUAUAAGACUAUCUCUUUGAAGAUGGGAGAUAUAUGUUGACACUCCUUAUACUUCACUUUCAGAUCCAUCUUUACUCGAUGCCACAUAUCCACGUGACCACACAAUCACCGAAGGCAGUACUAUCACUCUUCAGUGUAAAGUGACAGCUGCCAAUCCUCAGCCAAACAUCACGUGGUACAGUGUUGCUAUAAAUAACACAGCACUAUCGUAUGCAGUCAACUUUACAUUUGUGAACAUAUCAAGAAAUCUUGCAGGGAAAUACUAUUGUCUUGUUGACAAUGGUAUAGACAAGGCUGUGACGUCACGAGUCAAUACAGUUAAUGUGCUGUGUGAGUAAACUGCUUAGAAUAUCUUAUUUUUUCAAGUCGGGAGUGUUGGUUAGAAUAGGUAAUAUUCAGAAUUCUUUAAUCCUAUAGCGUUGGAGAACACUAUCGAUCCAUGAAAGUAGGAGAGGAACCUUGGCCGUUCGGCUCUUUUUGAAAGACAUUGGAUUGUCUUUGCAUUUCUGAUAAGUUAAGCCUUCAUGUCUUCCAAUUAUGGGAACGUCGAACUGGAAUCCGAGAAUAUAGGCCCCGGGAAGUAAUGGUCGUAAGAAAGAAUAGAGCGCACGAGGGAGAAACACGCCCCGUUCUUUCUUGCAAAAGGGCUUCCAAGCGCCUGCUACGCAGACAAUUUCAGUUAUAUUCCAGUCUGUGCACUCUGUUUUCGCGUUGAUAUCGUAAAGACACUUAACGUAACUCACCAAUAAUCUUUGCCUUCUUUCAGAUUCUCCUUCAUUGGAAACCACUUACCCUCGUGACAACACGGUCGUAGAAGGCAAUAAACUUACUCUGCUAUGUAAAGUGACGGCUUCCAAUCCGAGGCCAAACAUCACCUGGCACAGGGUUUCCGCAAACAACACAGUACUUUCUUACGGAGCCAACUUCACCUUUUCUAAUAUCUCAAAACAUGAUGCUGGAAAGUACUAUUGCGCCGCUGAUAAUGGUAUCGGCAAAGCAGUCACAUCAAGGAUCAGUUCAAUCGAAGUACAUUGUAAGUAGUUUAACUUAAAAGUUCCACUCCUGUCUGUUCAAAUAUCCGAUAGCGGCGCUAUCCACCGAAUAAAUUGUUUUUCAGUGGAUACGUAUUACGAAAACCAACUGCGUCAUUCACUAGAUAGUAAUAAUUACUAUCCACUGGAUAAAUUAUUUAUCCAGUGAAUAAAUUAUUACUAUCCACUGGAUAAAUAAUUUAUCCAGUGAAUAAAUUAUUACUAUCCACUGGAUAAAUUAUUUAUCCAGUGGAUAAAUUAUUACUAUCCACUGGAUAAAUUAUUUAUCCAGUGGAUAAAUUAUUACUAUCCACUGGAUAAAUUAUUUAUCCAGUGGAUAAAUUAUUACUAUCCACUGGGUAAAUUAUUUAUCCAAUGGAUAGCUCUUGCCACCUUUUCAACCUAUUAGCCUGGUUCUUUCUUUAGUUAGAAUAUGACACCUUAUAGGGGUGACAUACCGUAAAAUUCCGAAAAUAAGCCCCGGGGCUUAUAUUUUUCAAAGGCCCUUUUUGAGGGGCUUAUUAUUGGAGGGGCUUAUGUUCGGAUGGGCUUAUCUACGGAGGGAAAUUUGCGUUUCAAAAUCGAUUGGGCUAGCCUUAUAGUUGGAAGUAAAUUUACCGUUUUUGCUUUGUUAUACUUUGUAUUUGACGGCACUUUUCCAAGUACAAGCCCCCGGGGGGCUUAUAUUUGGAGGGGCGAUUUAACGGAGGGUUUUUUGCGUUACCGGAUUGGGGGACUUAUAUUUGCAGGGGAUUAUACAUGGAGGGGCUUAUUUUCGCAAUUUUUCAGUACGUAAAAUGUUUUCUUUGUUCCAUUGCUCUCCGCUCUUAGAUCCUCCUUUGCUUGAUUCUUCAUAUCCACGAAAUCGUACAAUCGCCGAAGGUAGUAACCUCACCCUUCAUUGUAAAGUGACAGCUGCCAAUCCUGAGCCAAACAUCACGUGGUACAGUUUUACGUCAAAUCACACAGCUCUAUCGCAUGGAGUCAACUUGACUUUUAUUAACACCUCAAAAAAUCAUGCAGGGAAAUAUUAUUGUGUCGUGGACAAUGGAAUUUACGGAGCGUUGACGUCAAGUGCCAGUACAGUCGAUGUGCAGUGUGAGUAGUUGUUGUCAUAUACGUAGACAUACAUUUUUAGCAAGAUGGGAUAAUUUCUUGUUGGGCUGAAUUUGUAAUUACUCUGGAAGACUUUGAAAGUCUUCAACCGUUUAGCGUCGAAAAUUUGUCGAUCUAUGAAACCUUGUUUUUGAAGCUUCAGUUUCUAGAGAAACUGUUAGACCGUCUUCUUUUCCGAGGAUGACAAUGUUCGGGUGGAAUCAAGGUUUCAGUUCGAUCAAAUGCACAACUUUCGCUUCCAUGCAGAUCUUUAAAAACUGCUAGAAAACGAUUUUGAAGCAUAGUAUUUUUUGCAAGUAAGCUUCUACUAUUUUUGUCCAACGCUUACUUACAGAUAUUCCUUCAUCCUGUCCCAUCCACUGGCCCUUUCUGAGAUUUAUCCUGCUACAUUACUUUUAAAACGUCAAACCGCUUAUAGAUAGUUCGGGUUUAAACCACUUUGGGUAACUGUGACGUCAUCUAAAACUGUUCAAAGAUGGCUGCCAUCAUGGACUGGUUACAAUUAAAUAUGGUUGAUACAGACACGAAAGAGACAGAGCCAAGUGUCUGCACUAUAGGGCUGUCCCUAUUACAGUAAGGGUAGUACGGAGUUUGGCAUCUUAAAGAAGUCAGCGGUAGAUUGUUGCCGUCAAUAUUGAGGAAGGUGCCCGUUAUGGGAGGUUUGGGUUCGGCUGUACUCAAUUUUCAUUUGAGACAAAAUGUUACUUUUUUCGUAGUUUGAUUAAAACGGCACCGUGUUGAUUGAUUCCGCAGAUACGCCCUUAUUGAAUGCUAACCAUCCUUAUGAUAACACCGUAUUUGAAGGAGAAAACUUGACCCUUCAAUGUAAAGUGACAGAUGCCAAUCCUCAGCCUAACAUCACGUGGUACAGAGUUCCCAGAAGUAACACUGCAUUAUCAUAUGGAGUCAACUUGACCUUUGUAAAUGUCUCAAGAUAUGAUGAUGGGAAAUACUAUUGUGUAGUGGAGAAUGGCGUUGGAAAGAUCAUAUCAAGAACUUCAUCUGUUAAUGUGCUUUGUAAGUUAUAGGGAUACGCUUAGGCUAAUUAUACCUCUAUUAGAAGGAAAGAAAUAUUUCUCAAUUUCUGUUUGGCUCAAAUUCCCCCGGCUAAUUCUUCACAUCCAGUUGGCUUUGGCAAAAUUUGAAAGACGAUUGCGAUAUUCGGUGAAAUUACGUCAAUAGUACUGGAUAUUGCCCCAAAAACGGACGGCAACCGAGAAGCGCUUGGUUGCGUCAGCACAGUUGUACACUUAGAGGCUGAGCAGGAGAAAAUGACUGAAAAGUUUACAUGUUUUGCGAAGAAGAAAUAGCUGAUUGUCUGCCUAAAAACAUAGAAAGAACAACGAGAAAAUAACUCAACAGAUGACAUCUGCUUUUUGAUGAAAAACGUCAAAACUAAAAAUCACUUUAUAUCCUGAAUUUGCCGAGUAACAGACAAAUAGGGACGGGGGAACUUAACAUCGGUCAAGGUAAGCAUAUUUUAAAGUAAGGAUUAUUUAAAAAAGAAUAAAACAGUUAUUGAAUUUGACUUUCGUAUGAUCUGAAAAUUAUGCAAAUCUCGGGGGGUGUUAUCCGACGAGACCAUUAUUCUCUGCCUUAUCCAAUAAUUGCUAAUUAUUUCACACUUGAUUUUAAUUAUACUAUCAUAUAAAAGAGAUUUACUAUUGAUACUAACGGCAUCAUUAUUUCUAUAGAUCCACCAUCCCUAAACUUUAGCUAUCCUCGUAGCCACACAGUUGUCGAGGGAAGUAACCUCCACUUGCACUGUGUUGUAACAGCAGGGAAACCGCGGCCUAACAUAACGUGGUAUAACGCCCGUGCAAAUAACUCGGAGCUUUCAAAUAACACCAGCUUGUCGUUAUUCAACAUUUCAAGAGAUCAAGCAGGGGAAUAUUACUGUGUUGGGACAAAUGGCAUCGGCCCAGCGGCGAUUUCACGAAUGGGUGUGGUCGAUGUCCAGUGUAAGUAACUAAGUAGCCAUCUUUGAUUUACAUGGAACAAGUCAAGCUGCAAAUAGACAGAUCGGAAACCUUUCCAAUUAGUAGUUUUUUGUCUUUGGAAUCUUGUAUGUUUCAUACAGGAAGGUAAAGAAAUCUCCAUGUGGUCAUACUAAAGUCCUUCUUACUUCGGAUCGCAAGCAGGUUACACGUUUAUUGGUUUGUGUAAGGGUGGAUUUCCAAUGUCGCGUAAUUUUUACGUGCUUGCGCACGUCAAUUUUACGGGCGUAAGUAAAAUAGGAACAAUAGAGAGAUGUAGAGUGCCGUUUACGGCAAAUGUCAAAUUCAAGUUGAGAAUUGCUCAAAAUAGAAAACGUUCGGCUAAAAACAGUUCAAAACAAUUGUUAUAGACAAAACUAAAGUGAAGCAACUAAUUUUGAGGUAGAGAAAAUGAAGAGUAAAGCGCAAGUUAAAGGAAAAAUUGGUCACGUGGUACAAAUUCACGUUUGCCGUUGUCUCUAAACGUGACUCUAGAUCUCUCUAAUGACAGGCAGCGUAUAAACAUAAAAGUUGAGCGAGGUUCAACUUUUACGUUUACGGACAGACUUUGACACAUUGCCUUUAUUUUAUUUACACACGUAAAAGUUACGUGACAGUUCAAAUUCACCCUAAGAUGUUGGAUAAUAACAUUUAAGACCUAAUUAUUCCGGAGCGCUAACAGUUUACACCUUCACUGUAUUUAACAAUUAUUCCACGACUGCGCGUUGGAUGUGAGAUGGUAGGGCUAUUUUCAUCUCAUAUCCAACAAGCGUGAGUGGAAUAAUUGUUUUAUUAAAAACGCCCACAAAAUAUCGAGAAUUCUUCCCGAUUUUCAGCUUGUUUUUAAUUUUGAGUAGACGCGUACAGUUACCAUAUUUGGAGAGAAUAGUAUAAUGGCUCAUAUACCAUGAUGACUAAGUCAAUCAGCGCUCUAGAAUUAGUUUAUCCAACGAUUCAGUUUUUAGUAGAAGAGGUUAAACAAUGACCGAUUAAGGCUGUUUGAUUCACAGAUUCGCCAUCGUUGAUUGGAAGUCAUCCCCUCCACAAUACUUUAGUCGAAGGAGAGAAUCUUACUCUUCAGUGCACAGUGACAGCUGCCAAUCCUGAGCCAAACAUCACGUGGUACAGAGCUGCUGCAAACGACACUCCACUGUCGUAUGGAUUUAACCUGACCUUUACAAAUAUCUCGAGAUUUCAUAUGGGAAAGUAUUAUUGCGUUGUCAGUAACGGCGUUGGAAACAAAGCGAUUUCCAGGACUGCAACCGUAAAUGUGCUGCGUAAGUUUUGAAUCCAUGGUAAAUUAUAAAUAUCCGUCACAGCUCAUCAGUAUUUGUCAAUAUUAGCUGAACAAUCUUGUAUCCACACAGAUUUGAUGUUGCGUUGUUACAGAGCGACCUUUACUGUAUAGCGGGCUAUAUUCAGUAUAUCAAAUAAAUUUUCUGGUCGUCAUACAGUUUGUAUUGCAAGUUUUACUGGAAGGUUCUUACUCUCGUGACAAUGGCCUAUCCUGGUGCUAAAGAAAUAGUGUAGUGUACGUAGAAUAAGGGUUCAAUUCUGGUACAAAAUGAAGGACUCUACCUUAUAUUAAUGGGCUCUUUCCAGCUAGCUAUUCACGUGGUACAAAACCGCCGCACUGGAGAGCAGAAAGAAGUAGUGGGACAAGAUAAACGAAGGAACUUACCAUUGAAAAUUAUGUAUGUCUUUUGUUUGUCUUGUCCCAGUGCGACUUUUGCUCUCCAGCUUGGCGGUUUUGUGCCACGUGAUCAUGGAUGGCUAGCUGCAAAAAUCAAAUCAAACUUAUUAUUCGUACCCUAUUAGCUAAGUGAUUUAUAAAAUCGAAACAAUUCAUUCUCUUUUACAGAUCCAGCGAUCUUAGAUAUGAGCUAUCCUCGUAACCAUACAGUCAUUGAAGGCAGCAACCUCAUCUUGCAGUGUGUUGUUACAGCGGCGAAUCCUCUACCCAAUAUAACAUGGUAUAAUGCACGAGCAAGAAAUACAGAGAUCUCUAACAGUAGCAGCUUGAAUUUCAUAAAUAUUUCAAGAGACCGGUCAGGGAGAUAUUACUGUGUGGCGAGAAACGGCAUUGGCCUAGCCGUGAUUUCUCGAAUGAGUACGAUUGAUGUACAGUGUAAGUACCAUAACCUUUUUUCGGCAAAAUUUCCAUUUUGCAUGCAUACCUCAUUAAUAUUAGAGACUUUUAGAUUCGAGGACGAGAAGGAGAUUUGACUUGAAGUUUUUUCGCGUCUUCUCAAAAUAUAGACUUCCCGCAAAGCUUCAUUUUACCAUUUUUCACUAGAAAAGUUAGCAUUGUUAUCUUUAGUGAAGGAGGUUAAAUACGCGCUCUCUCGAUCGCAAAAAGAUAAAACUUUUAACAUUUGGUAUCUUGUUUUCGCCACCACGACAUUCGCGCGAAAACUCUUCGUAGAUUGACGAUGGCUACCACGUUUUCCCGCCAAAAUGACGCUGGUUCACGCGCGUACACUACUUAGUAUUAAGAACAUCUCGUACACGUAGUCGUUUUCGUCUUAGAAUCUAACGGUCACUAUUAAUCGAUGUUAGGACUGUGGCAGAGCUAAACAUUUCAAAUGAGCAUUUGAAAAAGCGGCCGAUUGAAGUGUUCUCAUUUCCAUCUAUCACUGUCCGAUAGAUGGAUCAGUGCCAAAGUAUAAGAGUCAAUGAUGAACUCUCUUAAGGUGGUUCUAACUUUUUAGUUCGUGGACGAAAUCCUAAACUGUAAUCAUUCAAAUAAAAGCUACCAGCAGUACUUUCACAUGGUAAUAUUUAUUAAGCGUGUCGCUCCACGUUUUGAGCCUGUUUAUGAGAUCUUAUGGUGUGACCCUGUAACUGAAACCUCUUCAACAAAACUUUCACGUAGUACUAUUUAUUAAGCGCGCAUGUAGUUCUAAGUUUUGAGUCUGUGUUGACAGUACUUUCCAAUGGUAUUAUCUGUUUUUCCCAAUUUAGAAAUUUUGAUGAAUUUUGACUUUGGCCACCUUUGGCAUUGAAAUAGUUAAACGUGAUCCUCUUUUCUUACCCAGAUCCACCCAUCAUCGACCCUGCAUAUCCUAAGGAUCUUAACACAACUGAAGAGGAAUCGGUAACAUUGCAAUGUAUCAUAAAAGAAAGCAACCCGCAUGCAAACGUUACUUGGAUUAAGCUCUCUGAUCCUGGAAAGGUGCUUUCACGUAGCCCGGUGUUGAAUCUUACCAGCAUCAGGCAUGGUGAUGAAGGGAAGUACCGCUGUCUAGUAGAGAAUGGCGUCGGCGGACAGAUAAAGUCACGCAUCGCCAAACUGGAAGUAAAACGUACGUUAUCGGCUGUUUAAUUUGAAUUCUUGGCUUAUAAUGUUUACUUAAGUGGUUGGGAGGUAUCUGCCUCUCCUCAUUUAAAAUGUACAAAUAUUGAGAGGCUACAAAUAAUUCAUGGAACCGUUCCCGGUCAUUAUUUCAAUUGUAAGUAGAUCUUAUGGUUAGCUUGACCUGCCCUCACAUCAUUGGCGUUAUGUAUCGUGUCUAUGUAAAGGCUCACUUGACAAAACUUUCUGUUUUAUUGCAGCUUUAAGUAAAGGAAACAUAGACGUAGGAGUAAACAGUGCCCAGAAAAUGAAGCGUGAGUAGCAAGAAUAUGGCAUACAGACGACUCUCCCUUUAAUAACGGAUACCUCGGUGAAACGGGCACCUAGAGUUGGGCCUGCCUUUCAGCUUUACUUCCUUUAUUUCACUCUCUAUAAGACGGACCGCACACUUAGACGGGCGUUUAGCCCUUUAAGUCCCAACAGUGCUCAAAAUCAAUUUUCUUCUAACGAUAUCCAAAGACUAUCAUGAGCAAAGUCUAUGAGAAUUAACAAAAUGAUCACAAAGAGAAAAAUAUUUGAUCUUUUACCAAAUUCUCUUAACUAAUUCUUCAAGGAAAUGUAUGGAGAUUGGUUUGGAGAAUUUGUAUGUGGAUAUUGGGACUUAGAGGGUUAUAGUGACGGUCCAAAGGUGUCUGUCUUUGAGACAGUUGACAGUAGCCUACUGACACAAGCCUAUGGUUAUGCGGGCUCCUGAUGCUAACUGGUAUUCACAAUAUCUCUUCGUUUGUUUUCUUGCAGGCAGUGGAUUGAUCAUUAUACUGUUAGGCACAACGAUUGCUAUCUUUGUACUCAGUAUUCUUAUUCUGCUUGUUUUCUGUGGAUGGAUCCAUAAAAAAACAGGUUUGUGAAUAUGCAUUUACAUGGCAUUAACGAUUUCUCCAAGUAUUAGAAAAUUGCUAUAGUUAAUAACUUGAAUUGAAAAAUUGACCCAAGGAAUAACCUACCUUUACGCAAAGAGUUGUAAAAACUAUACCCUCGUCUUUGUUUUUGUCACUCAGUUGAGAGAGGUGCAGCGUGUGCAUGAGCUAUAUUGUUGUAUUACCCAGACGCUUUGUGUAUGUUGUGAUUAUUUAUUUAACGAAGUACCAGACUGAUGUCCUCAUCGACUAAAAUACAGUGUGCAAUAGUUGAACUAGAGAAGAAUACAAGUAGACUGAUGGAACUGGACUAAAUCUUGAACAUUUAUUGCUACUCAGAGUUUCAUGCCUCUUGCGAAGCAAUCAUCAGGCAACUGCCAAAAGUAACGGUUACAAUCAAAGAUAUAGGGAAAACAGAACACUAAAUACUAGGCGUGGCGCGUGGCGUAUAAUGCGUGGUGCGUCAUACCGCUAGUUAAGUGACGCUUACAACAUGCUUACACAGUGUUCAGUAGAAAUUUCUUUCAGUGUCUGCAACCAGAGAUUAGUUCAUUUCUGUUGUUCAGGGCAUCCAUUGCUGGUUUAGAAAUUGUUAAAUAUUUCUCCCACAAGCACAAAUUUUUUGGUGACGUUUGUAUACGAUUUUGCUUGCUUUACUUUGCGCCAUUUGAUAGUAUAUUUUACGUUCUUCGAUUAUCUGUCAAGCUCCAAAUAUAUUUCCUGAGUUCCGUUGCAUGCUUAUUUAUUUGUAUAUUUUAUAUAUUUUUUCACUAAUUGCAGGGGUCAUAUCAGCUGAAGUACAUUCGAAGAAUAAUCAAUCACGACGCAUGCUGGAUUAUGACGACUAA
Molecule: messenger RNA, 12967 nt
Organism: Porites lobata
Lineage: Eukaryota; Metazoa; Cnidaria; Anthozoa; Scleractinia; Poritidae
Source: the annotation of a GenBank genome assembly